CAAGUUUAAUAUCAACAAGACAUUACAAAUCAACUUGAUUUCGCAAUCUUUGAACCACAUGUGCGAGAUUUAACUUCUUAAGUGGCGAAAGUCGUCGUUUGACCAGUUUAUUCAUCAAGAAUAAAGAUUUGAUGUAAUAUCAGUGUUGGUCAUGUUGAGAUCGACUGUUCAGAUAGGGGCUGUCGCUAUGCAAGCGCCCCCACCGCCGAGUCCACGGCCAUCACUGUUCGAUUCCUGUCACAGGAGGAUACGACUCAUGGGCGGCGGACCGGUUGCUUUCCUGGGCGGUUUAGUGGCCAAGGCCCGUCGCAAGGAGCGCGACGGUGACGGUUGUCCAGGCGGCGGUUGCGGAGGCCCUGGUGGCGGUGCAACCGGAGGAGCCGGCGGUGCUGGCGGUGGCGACCCAAAGCUCUACCUCGAGGAGGCGGUGCUCGAACGGAAACUGCCCGAUGCUGAUCUCAGGCUACUAGUCGACCUGCCGGCGGGUCUGGAUUAUAACGAAUGGCUCGCCAGUCAUACGAUGGCGCUUUUCGAGCACGUGAAUUUAGUCUAUGGAACCGUCAGUGAAUUCUGCACGAUGAGUGGUUGCCCUGAUAUGACAGGACCAGGAACGAGGACAUAUUUGUGGUUUGAUGAGAAAGGAAAGAAAACCAAAGUCCCUGCUCCUCAAUAUAUAGAUUUUGUGAUGACAUUUAUCCAACGAAGUGUUGCUGAUGAAGCUGUGUUUCCCACCAAAUACGGAAGAGAUUUUCCCACAUCGUUUGAGGUGAUCUGUCGCAAAAUCCUUCGGCUGCUGUUCCAUGUUGUGGCGCACCUGUACGCUGCCCACUUCCGUGAGGUGGCCCUGCUCGGCCUGCACGCCCACCUCAAUCUGACGUUUGCGCAUCUCACGGCGUUGCACAGGCGAUUCAGUCUAAUUGAAGCCAAAGAAACCGAAGUGCUGCGCGACUUAGAACUCGCCCUACGACUAUCAGAAGACGCCAAUUCAACGCCCAACAAUAGUAGCGCGGCCACCACCAGCAACGACACACAUGCUGCCGUUGGUGAUGGCGUGUGUUCGAAUCAAAAGUCAGGAACGUCGUCGACAACCGCUUCUCUGACGUGCAUCAAUGCCACCUGGGAUGGACACCAUCCUGCUUCGGGAGAUGAUGUCGUUGCGACAGCUGAUUAACAUCAUUGCUAAUUCGGCAGAAUGUUGUGGACAUUUUCGUAUCGCCUGAGAAAUUUUCUGUGUGGUCUCACUAAAGAUAUAAAUCAAAAUCAUAUAGCAGUUUCAUUAAAACAAUAAGUGAUUUGUUACAUUAUACAGGAUAAAAGAUGGACUGAUGAAUUGGUACAAUUUGUUGUACAAUUACUAAGGUACUAGUUACCUUAAUUUGAUAUAUUGAGGUUGUUUUUAAUUUUCAUUUGUAUGUAGUAUUUAUUUAAAAAUCUUUGAUAGUGUACAAGAGUGGCAGAGUUAAUUUUAGUUUAGUGGACUGGUUUUGUUGCUAGACAUAUUAGUGGAGAUAAUUGAUUUUAUUAGUAUAUCGAAUUUUAUUUAGCAAAUUAACAAUUAGUAGUUUUAAAAUAAAAACAUAUUUUAUAACAUUAGAUUUGCUGCUGUACAAAAAACCGUGAUGAUAUAUACCUUAAAUUCAUCAAAUAUGUUUGGCAACAAUAUUUCGAUUUUAAUGUUAUAUUUUAUCUCAAAAUUUUUUAAUGACCAGUGAUGCACUCGGGACUGGAGGUCUGUGAUCAUGUCAAUGUUUGAAUUUAAAAAAUAUGUAACACAAGUCUUGUUUGUAUCAUUGUAAUUUGUAUAUAGUUUAUUUAAUUUUCUAAAACUAAUUAAUUUUAUAAUAACUCCUCAUUAAAGUAUUCAAUCUAGCUUUCUAAUAAUAAAUGCCUAGUAUUGUUUUCAUUUGUCUUGUAAAUUAUGUUUAUUAUAGCUGGCAUUGUGAUUUUCCUUAAUUUUCUUGUUUGUUGACUUAGUUUGUAUAUUUUAGUUGAGAGAUAAUUGAUAAAAGUACUAAACACGCUAGUAAAAUAAAUUUAUUAGAGGUUUAUGAAGAUAGUUAU
Ctenocephalides felis (cat flea) is the source of this 2061-nucleotide messenger RNA. RefSeq names its product MOB kinase activator-like 2. Gene Ontology annotation, molecular function: protein kinase activator activity. Lineage: Eukaryota; Metazoa; Arthropoda; Insecta; Siphonaptera; Pulicidae. The record is from RefSeq and is a predicted model, not a curated record. Gene Ontology annotation, cellular component: cytoplasm; nucleus. Gene Ontology annotation, biological process: positive regulation of protein phosphorylation; signal transduction.